Messenger RNA from Oryzias melastigma (Indian medaka), 1267 nucleotides. RefSeq names its product nuclear transport factor 2 (gene nutf2). Gene Ontology annotation, cellular component: nuclear pore central transport channel. Gene Ontology annotation, biological process: protein import into nucleus. The transcript is spliced from 5 exons. The record is from RefSeq and is a predicted model, not a curated record. The coding region runs from base 129 to 512 and encodes 127 amino acids. Lineage: Eukaryota; Metazoa; Chordata; Actinopteri; Beloniformes; Adrianichthyidae.
ACCAUUUAACUACAAUUCCCACAACACACUGGGGCAUUUACGGCUCUGUACGUGCUCCCGUAGCAUAGAAGACAUCGAACUGUGCCAUCACGCAGCCGGGGUCGGCGACAGUGAGAGGGUGAUUCAGGAUGGUGGACCAGCCUCUGUGGGAGCAGAUAGGAUCCAGCUUCGUGCAACACUACUACCAGAUGUUUGACUCUGAUAGAUCGCAGCUCGGAUCCAUAUAUAUUGACUCGUCAUGCCUUACAUGGGAAGGAGAGCCGUACCAGGGGAAAUUAGCAAUUGUCGAAAAACUCACUAGUCUUCCCUUCACAAAAAUAGCGCAUAGUAUAACAGCGCAGGAUCACCAGCCGACCCCAGACAACUGCAUCUUGAGUAUGGUCGUAGGACAGCUAAAAGCAGAUGAAGACCAGAUCAUAGGUUUCCAUCAGAGUUUCAUCCUGAAGAACAUUAAUGAUGCUUGGGUGUGCACCAAUGACAUGUUCAGGCUGGCCAUUCACAACUUUGGUUAAUCGGCCGCUCCGCGCUGGCGGACAGGGGCGGUCGUAGUGAAGGGCUGAGAUGAAGUACGGAGGUCAGGAGCUUGGCAGAGGAGCGAGCGCUCACCCCCACCUCCUGCUGUGCCCAUUUGACAACACCUGACCGUAGAUGUAAACCGGCGAAUCUCGCCCCGGUGGGGUUUCCAGCCAGCCCAGCUUAUAGAACUGCGACUUGUUUCUUUGCCAAGAGCUGGCCGACAACGUGAGACGCCCCUGUCUGCCACUCCGCUGACCUGCAUGAUGCUGGAAGCCCUUCGUUACAGUAUCUACACUCAAGCCACCUGAAGGACAAACAGCUGAUCAAUGCCAUUAACUCGUGCUCUGCUCUCCGCUCUUUUCAUCCUAAUCCAUUCUGCUCCACUGUCGGCUGCACUGUCGACUCCGUUCUGUUAGCACUGUUGUUGACUGGUUUGUUGAUCCAUGUUCAGGUUCAGAGUGAGCUACUUCAGUUCUCACUUACUGUGCUGUAUUUUUUUUAUUUUAUUUUAGACGCCACUCAUGUGUUUACUUUAGUUUGAAUUAGAGUUUCAGGUUUCAUCUUCCUCUGUACAAUAAUUAUCCCAAUCAUGAUUCUUUCUGCCAAGUUUUGUUCAUACAAACCAAAAAGGAAAUGGAGAAUGAAGGUUGACCUCACUCUGUUCUCUGAUCUUUUCUCUCUUUCAUACACGUCUGGCAGUUAACAUGGACUACAGCCACGAAACAAUAAAAUCUAGACUUUUUUUCUUAAA